AUGGACACGAGCGGCAACUCGCUGCCGUCCCCGUCGUGCCCCGACGGCAAGAAGCGGGAGCGCUACGCCGGCGGGUCGCUGGCCGCGGCGCGCGCGCUCGGCAGCGGCAAAGCCGACAUCGCCAUCAACUGGUCCGGCGGCAUGCACCACGCGUGCGAAGCGGAGGCCAGCGGCUUCUGCUUCGUCAACGACAUCGUGCUCGCCAUAAGGCGCUCCUCAAGUACUUACGUCGACAUCGACGUGCACCACGGCGACGGCGUCGAGACGGCCUUCCUCGACUCCAACCAGACGGCGGUGGCCAUCGGCAAGGAGAUCGACGACAACAUACCGGUGCACUGCUACGACACCUACUACAGUAGCCAAGGCUACAAGCUCCAUUACCCGGUGGACAAGAGACGCGAGAACAAAAACUCGAAAACCUACAUACAACGCACGAUGAGCGCGGUCAAGCAGAACCUCUCCCAUCUCGAGGCGGCGCCGAGCGUGCAGUUCCAGGAUCCGCCUGGGCCCGGCGGAAGCGGGAGCAUCGAUACCGAGCCGCUCUUCUACGAACAGGCCCCGCGAGAAGACGACGACCCCAUGGAGAGGCUGCAUCGGCUUUGUGGCGAGAGGAGGAGCGCUGCUUCUUCAGAGAGUUGGGCGAGAAGCGACAGGUAG
Molecule: messenger RNA, 657 nt
Organism: Miscanthus lutarioriparius
Lineage: Eukaryota; Viridiplantae; Streptophyta; Magnoliopsida; Poales; Poaceae
Source: the annotation of a GenBank genome assembly